AUGUCUCAUUACCCCGCCAUGGAUCUCGACGAAGAGUUGUUCUCUUUUCUCCCACAGGAGGCCGAGGAACACUUGGACCGGCUGGAAAUCCGCAUGGUCGCAGUUAUCCAGGCUGUUCUACAAGAAUUCAUUCGAAAUCUUACACCUGAGUCACAGCUCCAAUGGGAGUUCGCUUACAAUCUAGUGGAUAGCUGGAUCCAGAUGCACAUGGACCAGGGUAUCUCACAGCAGGGUCUAGAAACAGAGCUCUCAAACUUAAAAUCUGGUGGGGCUCUCGCAUGUCAUAUCCGAGCUCAGAACUGUGGAUGGGUUGCCUAUUAUGAUAGAGAGAAAGACUCUCUGCUCAUUGACGCUUUCGAGGUAUCCUGCGAAGAUGCACCGGUACUUUCCUCUUCAGGGGGACUCAUACGCCACUUCCCGGGAGUCAGCGUCGCAAUAUCCGGGCACAAACUCAAUGACCCCUUGUUCUGCUCCUAUCUGGCCUCCUCCGUCUCUCAGUUAGCAUCUGAGGAGGUUAGUGAUAUGGCGCCAAAGACCACAAAAGCCAACACAAAGGUGGAUGAACAUCGGGAGACCACCCAUCCAGGUCUCAUAACCGAAGGGUUGAUGACGGAGCUGCUCGCACUCGGAGAACAUAAUCAAUAUCCUGACAAGAUCCUGAAUCAACUACUGCUCCGCUUUACUGCCAUGGAGGCGCUCUCCCGCUCUCCAGCUUGGCUUGUACUUCGAGUUGCCCUUCAGGUAGUCUUGCGGCGUUGCUUUGCCGAAAACGAGGACCGGAUGCAAUACAAGAAUUUCAUACUAUUUCUCAUGGCAAGGCUUUCAGCAGGAGCCAAUAUCUACAGAGAUCCAACCAACGCUGUGGACUGUUGGGCAAUAAUACGUCAACGGCUUGGCCGGCGGAUCUUUAAGCUGGGGCAUGACGUUUUCCCAUUUGUUGCCGAGGAAGUGACAUUCACAAGUAACCAUUUGCUUGACAAACUGAAGUGCAUUCAGACCCAGAUCGGAGCGUCUGAUGGGGCUGAUAUUCCAUUUGUUCCACCAUCAGCCUCACCAGAAGACCUGCACAUGUCACUAGUCAACUCCAGACCCUACCUUCAAGCUAAGAUGCGUUUGUCGCCCGAGAAAGUGCGAAGAACGCGAUUUGACCCAACUGAUAAAAUCAACUUGAGUUGGAGCGAUGGGUUCCCCGUUCUGAAACACGGCUCGGUAGCGGCACUCGGUGAAUUUGAGGAAUGGGUCGAGGAACAUCUGCAGUCCUGGUUCGAGGCCCAGCCCACUUCAAAAUAUGAACAAGCGUGUCUUAAGAUUGGAGAUGCGAUUGAGCAAUAUUUCACACUCGCGCAGUUAAAGUAUCAGGCCGAUCCACGGGCCACGUCACUUAUGGUUUUGGUGCUGGUGGAGCUGUGGGCUGUUCUGGACAAAAUUGCUGUCCAAAUCUGUCCCCUGUUGGAGGCGUUCUCGCCGGAAGUACCGCAGAGGUUUCUCGAACCAUUACUACUUCCUAAGAUGAGUGAAAUGAGACGAGCAAGAGAUAUAGAGCACCAUCUCAGCACACGACACGAAGAAAAGGUUGAAAAUUACCCGAGUAUCUUCAGUGAUCCAGAACCAAAUUGCUUUGGUGCUCAGUACUUUGACCGCUCUGACUAUCACCAAAAGCUCGAAGUCAGCAUUGAAAAGCACGCAACCCAACUCCGGGAGCGCAAGUGGUUGGAAUGGAAAGAUUUGCACGCGGAGUACAAAGAGCUACAAGACCAGGCAGCGCAACUGGAACAUCGGCAUCAUUAUGGCUACAACCGGAGGCGCCGAUUGGUUUCCCUGACUACUGGUUAUGAAGAGUGUUCCAUCAUUGGCAAAGCCAAUCAACUCUCCAUUGAAGUCUACGAAUGGCCGCUGCCUCCAGAAGAUAUCGCUCGAAAAUGCGCUGUAUUUGAACUCGACAUACCCAUUUGGUUUGCUUCCUGGCGUAAUGUGACCUGGACACUGGUUGAUGAACUGCCGCAAAGGCCGAUGAGCCCGGCAGGCAACGUGAUAUUCAAAUGGCUCAACUACACCGGAGUCAACGAGUUCAAGGUCAGGCGGCACUCGAAGCUCGAGUUGGCAUCGAAUAGAAAACCCUGGGGUCAUACUCGGGAACAUCGCAGUCUCCCUGUGACAUUUGAGGUAGUCUGCCCAGAGAACGCGCUUCGAUUGAGGCUUCUUGACAGUAACCAAUCUGCCUGGGUCAGCAGUCAGACUGAAGUACCAACAGUCAAGACCAUGUGCACUAUUCAACUACCUCCCGGGCCAUAUUCCAAAUUGCAAUAUACCGUCAAUUCUCCUUCCCAUCACCAGAACGAAGUUCUCGCGAGCCAGGCAGACUGCGAUAGAUUGCUUGACUUAGAUGAAUUCAUUGCGUACGGAUGCCUUCGUUCUGGUGAAAACGUGCAAUGGCAUAACAUCUUGCGGGAGCUGGCUUCUUCAGCUCUGUUGUCUCCCUCAUCCAGCAAACAGCCUGGGAGCUUGGAACACCAUCCUCCAACCCGUACUCCAUUCGAAGUUACCCAUCGAGCCUUUGAGGAUAUUGGUUUUGGAGACCGUCUCCUUCAAACCUUGCAAGGCCUACUGGAGGCUAUAGAGAGAAACUGGAACGAGUAUUGGACGUUCGAGCUCGUCGUUACACUUGCGGUCCGUACAUUGGCUUUGUCAAAUCAAUCGCCGUCCCCUGAGAGCGUUAUCAACUUUUUGAGACAGUGCCGGCAAGUGGCAAUGGAAUGGUGUGACAGCCUGAGCGAAGCUCUUUCGACCGAUCAAGGGGAGGAUGUUGGGAAAAAGCAGCAGAUCAUACUUCGAGUUGCAUCAAUCUGUCAAACGACUUAUGAUGUCGAGCGGACUCAGAUGUCUCAAGUUAUCAGCAGCUCUCAGGACCUCUUUUGCUUUGUUCGAUCCUCGCUUCUGCUCUUUGAGAACGCACCUUCCGAGACUUGCAAACUUCCCGGUUCGGUCAAGACUAUGGUAGAGAACUGGCAAAAGAUCGCGUUUCGGAUAAGAGAAAGCGUGAAAAACUUGAUCAUGACGCAUCCUUCUGGACUGAAUGAAGCUAUACACCGUGGCAUCAGCUGCCUUGAGAUAUCGGAGCCCUGGAGUAUCUGCGAAGGAUCGAACACCUCGGUAGCUACCAGAACUGGAAGUACUUUCACAGGCUUUUCACAGCAUGUCCAUUUCAACUAUCUUACGGGGGAGAUUCUGGUAGAUGGAUCCCCUCCAGGAAAGCUACCUCGCAGCUAUCUGAGCGACCCCCUUUAUCAACGGCUUUUUGGAUCGGUUCAUUUCGGGAUGGCAGCAGGGGAGUUCUUCAUCAAAACUCGGAAGGGCUCUCAAAUACUGCAACUCAUACCGCAUGCCGUGUUCCAAGAGGACUUCCCCAGACCAUUUGUCACUGAGUACUAUCAUUGGCUGAAUCUGCAGACUGGCGCUGUCGUGUUUCGUCCACUGAACCAGCCUUGGAAAUCUUGCGAAAGCAAUUGGCGUUUGUCAUUUGAUCCUCAAAUGCCUGAUCAAAUGCUCAUGCAGGCGGGGUCGAAGACCUUGGUCGAUAUACGCAGCCGACCUUUCGCGCUACUUGGCGGUAUACUGAAUGUACUUGACAAGACCGAGGAAAUUAUACUGGUGCAGACAUCCACGGGAAUUCUAGAGGCAGAACUGAACCGCCUGCGGUUGAAGUUCUUUGUGAACAGCGACGGACGUGUGGUUUCCAAGGAGUUUGGUGCUUUCGUUGACUCCACGCAAAGGAUCGGCUGCUUGUAUGGGUUAGUGGAUAAACUUGUCCUCGUCGAUUCUUCGAACGCUAGAUGUGUGAUUGUUCCCUACGGCGAGCCUAUCGUCGCUCGAAAGGGUUACCAUGUUUCGUUGAAAGUCAAUCGACCGGAAGGGGGUCGUGUGAAGUACAUGGUUUAUUCUAUGGACACUCACCUCCAAAUUCUGCGAUGCUCUGACAGCCUGGCGGCCAUAUAUCAAGCAUAUCUGCAUGCGCUCACGUCCUUUCCUAUCCCUGAUCACUUCACUCACCGUUCGGGCACCGCGGAGGCUAUCCGUAUCCUACGUCAAGGGUGUUUGAGGUCCUCGUUUCCACUCAACAAUGACUGCAUCAGGAUCCUCAAAAGCAUUGCUGCCCUCACCCCAGUCCGUGGAUUCCACCCUCCAAAACUCUGUGUGAUGCAGAUAGUUGCAUGGUCUGGUGUCCUAGGUCAACUCGCUCAGGAUGAUGAUUUCCAGCCCCUGUCGCUAGAAAUUCUCGAGUUCGCUGAUCAAUUCGCGUCAUUUCACGGCACCAAGCCGAGGGCACAGCAUGUUGCAUAUGCAGGCAGUACGAAUCUACUUAACCGUGCUCGAUGUCGGAACGAGCAAUUGAGAUGCUCUGAGGUCCGUGGGCCUCCGUCUCUAUACACGAAGAAAACAUACCUCUCCCGCGAUCAGGACGUCAGGAGCCCGCGCAGCAACCGUGUGUAUGAAUUGACAGCUCUGGUCAGAGACUGGCCUUCAGCAGUGGAUCAUUCGUCUAACAUUGUGGAGACAAUGAGGAAAUUCACAAAUGUCUCAACCCACUCACCCAAUUUGAGCGACUCCUCCUGCUCUCAGCUUAUGGGCUUAUCGACCGAAAGAGACUGGGUAGCCCUCUACAACUUCUGUCGCUCGAAAUCUCGAUCUCGUGACACCUAUUCUUUAAUCUCCGUUUUGGCUAAGGUCGGUUUCGGUGGCAUCAUUGAUCAAUCUGUCCUUCUCCAAUUACUCUCGAUUGCUUUCUCAGCAAGUUGCCGUGAGAUUCCUUGGCCAUGCAGUCAAGUGACUUCUUUCGAUCUGACGAGGGGUGAGGACUUCAACAUCAGGGAGAUUGAAACCGCAAUCUGGGAGUGUUAUACGCCGUUCACACCUAGCACCAACGGCACGAUGCCAAACCAACAUAAGGAGUGGGCUAAUCGGAGACUCCAUGUUGCCAGUGGCCUACCAGAACUCCCGGACUUCCACCCCAAAGCUCAGUUCCAUUGGCUAUGA
Messenger RNA from Penicillium bovifimosum, 5031 nucleotides. RefSeq lists its product as uncharacterized. Bases 1 to 5031 code for a protein of 1676 amino acids. The transcript is spliced from 7 exons. The record is from RefSeq and is a predicted model, not a curated record. NCBI's taxonomy places the organism in Eukaryota, Fungi, Ascomycota, Eurotiomycetes, Eurotiales, Aspergillaceae.